Aphis gossypii (cotton aphid) is the source of this 868-nucleotide messenger RNA. Its product is annotated as protein SREK1IP1-like. Gene Ontology annotation, molecular function: zinc ion binding; nucleic acid binding. Bases 349 to 735 code for a protein of 128 amino acids. The transcript has a single exon. NCBI's taxonomy places the organism in Eukaryota, Metazoa, Arthropoda, Insecta, Hemiptera, Aphididae. The record is from RefSeq and is a predicted model, not a curated record.
AUAGUCAUACUACAACAACUCGGAUAUACUCAUUACUCGUAUCGAGUAUCGAGUAUCAACUGUUAACAGUAACAACGAUAGUGCAAACGUUCACAAACGUUUAAAUUUUAAAUUUUAGUUUUCAUGUUUUAUAAGUCACUCUUGACUGUCAUUUAAUAUUAUUAUGGUUUCGAUUGUACAAUUAGUUUGUCGCUCUUGCCGUUAAAACGUACCGAAAGUGUUAAUUUUCCACCGGGACUAUGAAGAUGUGCAGUUUAACCAUCCUUCGUUGAUGAAACAAUUUCUUCGAGUGUUUGCUACUAACAAUAAUAAGCCCUGCGCACACGGGUCGUUGACUACUGACUAGUUAUGGAGUCCAAGUUCUCGGGUUUUGCUAAAGAAACCACAGCUAGACCGGCAUGCAAGAAAUGCGGUUACUCUGGUCACCUAACGUUCCAAUGUCGGAAUUUCAUCAAAAUCGAUCCCAACAAGGAUAUCGUAUUGGAUGUAAGCAGCACGAGCAGUGAACCGGAAGAGGAGUAUGUGACACCACUGGUUCAGCUGCGUGAAACCGAGUUGGCUUUGAAAUUGAAAGAGGCGGCGUCCAAAAAGAAGAAAAAGAAAAAGAAGAAGAUGUCAAAGAAACGGAAGCAUAACACAUCUGACAGCGAUUCGUCAGACGACGACACAGUACAACGUAAAAAGAAACAUAAGAAACACAAGAAACAUAAAAAAGAAAAAAAAUCUAAAGAUUGAGUAGUGAAUAAGUAAAUAAUGUAUUUUGUAGAUUUUAAAUGAUUAAUUAAAUAUUUAAAAUUUCCAAAAUAUUAUUUUAUACAUUAAAUAUGACUAUAAUUAAUUAUUAUUUAAAUAAAUGGUAUGUAACAUA